Messenger RNA from Acanthisitta chloris (rifleman), 554 nucleotides. RefSeq names its product cholesterol desaturase daf-36-like. NCBI's taxonomy places the organism in Eukaryota, Metazoa, Chordata, Aves, Passeriformes, Acanthisittidae. Gene Ontology annotation, biological process: chlorophyll biosynthetic process. The record is from RefSeq and is a predicted model, not a curated record. Gene Ontology annotation, molecular function: chlorophyllide a oxygenase activity; 2 iron, 2 sulfur cluster binding. Gene Ontology annotation, cellular component: chloroplast.
GAGAACAUUUCACUGUGUUUCACUCCCAGGAUGGCCAAGCCUACGUGCUGGAUGACUACUGCCCUCACCUUGGGGCCAAACUCGUGGCAGACUAGCACAUCCUAGAGGCCAUGGAGUGUCCCUGCCACGGCUGGCAGGUCUGAGGGGGGCACAGACUAUGCAGCAGCAUUCCUUAUGCUGGGAAAGUGCCAGACUGUGCCAGAGUCUGGACUUGGCCAUCCUGUGAGGUGACUGGGAUGCUGCUGCUGUGGUACCACUGUGAGGGGGUUGGGCCCACCUGGGCAGCUAAGCAGCAGGAGAUCACCACCCAGGAGUGGGUGUUCCCUGGGCAGACAGGGCACCUGGUUGAUGCACACAUCCAGGACCAGUCACAGACAGGAUGCUCUGUUGCUCUGCAGGUGGGGCCAGGGCUGGUCUACCUAAUCUACCUGGGCCAUGGGAUCAUCCUGCACACAGUGACUCCCCUGGAGCCUCUCCUGCAGAACACUGUGCACAAAAUCUGCUACCAGAAGAACAUACCAGCCAAGUUCAUCCUGAGGGCAGAGUGUGUGCAU